AUUACUUAAUUGGAAAAUAAUUUUCAUUAACAGAAAUCCAUUGGUAUAAAGAAUUAUGUUCUGUUGUACAUAACCAUUAACUACGAUUGUGCGCGCCGAAUUAGUAUGCGUUUUAAUAUACUAUUAUUAUUCCUGCUAACAUCAGGCUGGAUCUGCUACGGAUAUGAUGCUGGCGUAUCACCUGGCGGGGAAAAGGAACAAGAUCCAAAUAACCCUAAAUACCAAAAAAUGGCUGAAGAAUUAGCACGUACCUACUUACAUAUAAAAGCAAAAAAUAUUAAGAAAGUAACAGUGCAUAAGGUUACGACACAGGAGGUUGAAGGGACCAUCACUAAAAUACAAUUCCAAAUUUUCCUGAUUAACGGUAAAUCGCCAAUAUGCAAUUCUAAAAUAUGGGAGAAAGAAUGGGAAAAACAAAAAUUUGUAACUUUUGAAUGUGAGUCGCCGCUUUUUUCGAAAAAACAACUAAGCAACAGAGUUAAUUCUCGACCCGGUCAGGAACGGGACCCUAAAAAUCCGAAAUAUCAAAAAUUAGCAAGCCUCUCUAUAAGCGAUUUUUUUGCCAUGCCAGGCGAAAGACCUUUUAAAAAAGAAGACGUAAAAAAAAUAACUGUAUCAAGGGCAAAAGUUAAGGUAGAUUCCAAAAUUAUGACUGUCCUAACUUUUGAUGUCAUUACUGUCAACAAUGAUCGUUACAAAUGUAAGAGCGUAGUUGUAGAAACACCAUGGGAAAAUAUAGACUCGACUAAAGUUACCGAUAUAGAUUGCGAUAUCACUACAGGAAAAAAACCAGACGAAACACAACUUCCUGAACUGGGACCGCCUCAAGAAGAAAAACCGGGCAAAACGCAACCUCCUGAACUCGAACCGCCUCAAGAUGAAAAACCAGACGAAACACAACUUCCUGAACUCGAACCGCCUCAAGAAGAAAAACCAGACGAAACACAACUUUCUGAACUCGGACCGCCUCAAGAAGAAAAAUCUGAACCGGGAGAGCCUGGUGAAAACGAACCGGAUAUCGACAGCCAAACUUUACCUCAAAAUAUUAACGAUCCUAUGGUCAUAAAAGAAGUACAGACAUCCGCUGCAAAAUACUUGCGAGAAAAGUACAGAAACAUUAUUAUUAAAAGGUUUAACAUGAUGAGUGUUAAUAAUAUAGCAACAAAGGCAGGUAGGGCUAAAAUUACUUACAUUAAUUUUAAUGUUACCUCUUCAGUCCGAACUAAAACAAGCAUUUUCAUAUGUACUUCAGUUUAUGAAACUCUGAAGAACACUUUAAAACAUAUUAGUCUAAAUUGUUAUGAAGAUCAAGGUAAAAAAAUCGGUGGAUUAAAAUGGACUGAUCCCUCCGAAAGGAAAUAUGUGGGUAUGGCCGAACAGGCCUUUGAGAAAUAUUGGAAGAACCGUAGUCCAUAUGGCAAAAAAGACACCAUUGUCACUUUUGUUACGUAUGGAGUGACUAAGGGUUAUGCAUAUAAGAUUAACUUCAUAGUGCGACCGUUGGGUCUUGCAUUACGUACAUUACCCCCUGUCCCAGAAAUGGAUUGUCAUUCUGAUAUUCUAGUAUUUCGAAAAACAAUUGUUAAAUCUGUUUCUUGUAAAAAUAAAGAUUCUGAAGGGCUAGACGAGAUAGAGAAGGAGAAAGAAAGUGACGGGGAAGAGGGUGUCCCUUUAGGCCAGUCGAAUGAAAACGAAGUAGGCGGCCAAGAACUUCAAAAUCCUAACGACGAUAAGUACAUACGCUUAGCGAAAGAAUCUUUCGAAAGGUAUCGUAAAUCACACAACAGGCUCAAAAUUCCCAUAAAAAAAUUUAAAAUUGACAAAGUAACCACACAAGUGGUAGCUGGAACAAUUAUACGCAUUGAUUUCCAUGUUGAGUCUCACGAAGGGCAGAUAAUUCCUUGUAAAUCACAAAUAUGGGAAAAAGUUGAUGACAAAUAUGAUUUUAACGUUACGUGUCAGUUGAAUGAGGUAAAUUUGGGUGGUGAACAACAACAAGAUCCUCAAGACCCAAAGUACCAACGUUUAGCGAAAGAAUCUUUUGAAAAGUAUCGAGAGAAACACCGGUCUCGAUUCUCAUCUGUUUCAGUUAAGAAGUUUAUAGUGACUAGAGUAACCACUCAAGUUGUUGCAGGACUAAUUACUCGACUCGAUUUCAAUGCAAUUCUUACCACAGGCAAACAAAUAUUAGAUUUUCAGUCAAUACAAUGCCAUUCGGAGAUUUUGGAACGGCCAAGGCAAAAACGUAAAACUAUUAACGUGAAAUGUGAACCAUUACCUAAUAAAAUGUUAUCUGGAACCGGCCCGAUAUAUGGCGGCGAAAUGAAUCAAGACCCUGGGGAUCCAAAGUACAAACGAUUGGCAGAAGAAUCUUUUAAAAAAUAUCGAAGGUCUCAUAAUUUACGUGAAUUUACACUUAAAGAACUUAGGGUGACUAAAGCUACCUCACAAGUAGUUUCAGGAGUAAUUAUUCGAAUCGAUUUUAAGGCAAUUCCUACCAAAGGCAACGCGUUACAAUGCCAUUCUGAGAUAUUGGAACAACCAUGGCUAAAAAACAAAAAUAUUGAAGUGAAAUGUGUACCAUUUUUGAAUAAAAAGUUAUCUGGAACCAGCCAGAUAGAUGGCGGCGAAAUGAAUCAAGACCCUGGCGAUCCAAAGUACAAACGAUUGGCAGAAGAAUCUUUAAAAAAAUAUCGAAUGGCUCAUAAUUUACGUCUAUUUACACUUAAAGAACUUAGGGUGACUAAAGCUACAUCACAAGUAGUUUCAGGAGUAAUUAUUCGAAUCGAUUUUAAGGCAAUUCCUACCAAAGGCAACGCGUUACAAUGCCAUUCUGAGAUAUUGGAACAACCAUGGCUAAAAAACAAAAAUAUUGAAGUGAAAUGUGUACCAUUUUUGAAUAAAAAGUUAUCUGGAACCAGCCAGAUAUAUGGCGGCGAAAUGAAUCAAGACCCUAGCGAUCCAAAGUACAAACGAUUCGCAGAAGAAUCUUUUAAAAAAUAUCGAACGUCUCAUAAUUUACGUGAAUUUACACUUAAAGAACUUAGGGUGACUAAAGCUACCUCACAAGUAGUUUCAGGAGUAAUUAUUCGAAUCGAUUUUAAGGCAAUUCCUACCAAAGGCAAAGCGUUACAAUGCCAUUCUGAGAUAUUGGAACAACCAUGGCUAAAAAACAAAAAUAUUGAAGUGAAAUGUGUACCAUUUUUGAAUAAAAAGUUAUCUGGAACCAGCCAGAUAUAUGGCGGCGAAAUGAAUCAAGACCCUAGCGAUCCAAAGUACAAACAAUUCGCAGAAGAAUCUUUAAAACAAUAUCGAACGUCUCAUAAUUUACGUGAAUUUACACUUAAAGAACUUAGGGUGACUAAAGCUACCUCACAAGUAGUUUCAGGAGUCAUUAUUCGAAUCGAUUUUAAGGCAAUUCCUACCAAAGGCAACGCGUUACAAUGCCAUUCUGAGAUAUUGGAACAACCAUGGCUAAAAAACAAAAAUAUUGAAGUGAAAUGUGUACCAUUUUUGAAUAAAAAGUUAUCUGGAACCAGCCAGAUAGAUGGCGGCGAAAUGAAUCAAGACCCUAGCGAUCCAAAGUACAAACGAUUCGCAGAAGAAUCUUUAAAAAAAUAUCGAACGUCUCAUAAUUUACGUGAAUUUACACUUAAAGAACUUAGGGUGACUAAAGCUACCUCACAAGUAGUUUCAGGAGUAAUUAUUCGAAUCGAUUUUAAGGCAAUUCCUACCAAAGGCAACGCGUUACAAUGCCAUUCUGAGAUAUUGGAACAACCAUGGCUAAAAAACAAAAAUAUUGAAGUGAAAUGUGUACCAUUUUUGAAUAAAAAGUUAUCUGGAACCAGCCAGAUAUAUGGCGGCGAAAUGAAUCAAGACUCUAGCGAUCCAAAGUACAAACGAUUCGCAGAAGAAUCUUUUAAAAAAUAUCGAACGUCUCAUAAUUUACGUGAAUUUACACUUAAAGAACUUAGGGUGACUAAAGCUACCUCACAAGUAGUUUCAGGAGUAAUUAUUCGAAUCGAUUUUAAGGCGAUUCCUACCAAAGGCAACGCGUUACAAUGCCAUUCUGAGAUAUUGGAACAACCAUGGCUAAAAAACAAAAAUAUUAAAGUCAAUUGUCAGUCAGUCCUUCUAAACUAAGGCUAUCUCAAUCUGUCAGCAAAAGCAAAAGCUUAAUAAAUACAGCAAUUACCGAUUACUUUAAUACUAAGGGAUGGACAGUUAAAGAGAGCGAGAUUAGGGGUUUAGGUAAAAUACGGACACGUCUUGGUAAAGAAACUAUUCGUUAUUAUAAAGUAGACGUAUUCGCAUCCGAGGAGAACGGUGGUGGUUCCAGUUAUUACAAUUGCACUGUAGUUUUUGGUACACGAAAUAAAUUGAUUGACCAGAUCCCAAUCGGCGUAAAUUGUAUUAAAAAACUUAUCUUAAAGGUAGAACUGAUUGGGUAGAUCCUACUAGUAAAAAGAUAAGAUAUUUAAUAUUGGGGUCAAGAGCGCUAAAAGAAUACAUGAGAACUUCUAAAAAUGGUAUAAGAGGAAAGUUUGACAUCGUUGUUACUUUUGUUAGCAGUAGUUUAGCCGCGGGUAGAUGGUUUAACAUAAAUUUCGUCGUUCGACCGCUAAAUGCGGAUGUUGAUGAACUAAAGUGCUACACAAGAGUUUGGCAAGACUUAAAGGGAUAUUAGAAAAUAAAAAAAGUAAAUUGUGUUAAGAAUACAACUGGAUAAUACAAGCCAGAAAUUGUACAACGUGUUAACAGUAGAGUCGCUGCGUAAUAUAUUAACUUUUUGAUGAAAUUUCUCCGCCCUUUAUCAUUUAUACAGAUCCAGGUACCUAUGUACAUAUUUGCAAUACCCUGUACGAGGUGCGGAAUUGUAGACACCAUUAUGAAUGCUUUCAUUAUGCAUGAUUUCAUUCAUUCACUUCAUGCAAUUUUGCGACCGAGUGUACAAAGUAUACCUAUUUGUAAACGUUAUCAUUGCCUUUGUCAUCAGACGUUGUAGGUACUGUACGUGUUUUAAGAAUCAUAUAACCAAAUGAGGAGUGGUUUUUGUUUUUGGAAUAAAUAAAAGAGUUUUCAAUCGAAA
Molecule: messenger RNA, 5089 nt
Organism: Cydia splendana
Lineage: Eukaryota; Metazoa; Arthropoda; Insecta; Lepidoptera; Tortricidae
Exons: 2
Coding region: 106-4143 (1345 amino acids)
Biological process (GO): negative regulation of endopeptidase activity
Cellular component (GO): extracellular region
Molecular function (GO): cysteine-type endopeptidase inhibitor activity
Source: RefSeq, a predicted model, not a curated record